GGUCAUUUGGGAAAUUUCUAUCAUAGAGAAGUAUACCCUAAAACAGCAUAAUCGUCUUCCUCCUUUAGCUCUUCUUCCUCACCUCCCCAGAUACCCAAAACCCACAACCGAUCUUUCUCCCUCUUUCGCUGCUUAUUUUCUUCGAGAAAUUAGGGUUAGGGUUUUUCAAUUUGAGUGACAGAAAAUGGGGAAAGAGAUUCAGAAGCAACCUCAACCUCAGCAACAACAACAGCCUGCGACAUCGUACACUGUUGAACAGCUUGUUGCUCUCAAUCCUUACAAUCCUGACAUUCUUCCUGAUCUUGAAAAUUACGUCAAUGAGCAGGUUAUGACUGGAUCAUACAGUCUUGAUGCGAAUCUUUGUCUUCUUCGGCUCUACCAGUUUGAACCAGAGAGGAUGAGCAUCCAGAUUAUUGCCCGCAUUUUGAUCAAGGCACUCAUGGCAAUGCCGGCUUCUGAUUUUAGCCUUUGCCUCUUUUUGAUUCCUGAACGUGUGCAAAUGGAAGAGCAGUUCAAGACGUUGAUUGUUCUCUCUCACUAUCUAGAGACUGCUAGGUUUCGUCAAUUUUGGGAAGAAGCAUCCAAGAAUCGCCACAUUCUUGAAGCAGUUCCAGGUUUUGAGGAAGCAGUUCAGUCCUAUGCAGUUCAUAUUCUCUCACUAACUUGUCAACGGGUGCCAAGAGCUGUGCUUGCUGAGGCUAUUAACAUUGAAGGUCUCGCCCUUGACAAAUUCCUGGAGCAACAAGUUACAGAAUGUGGGUGGCUUCUUGAAAAGAGUUCCGGAAAGGGUCAAAUCAUUAUCCUCCCCCGCAACGAAUUCAACCACCCAGAGUUGAAGAAAAAUACAGCAGAUAGCAUACAGCUGGAGCACAUCACUAGGAUCUUCCCUAUUCUUGGUUGACCUCUAAGCGUUGUACUCCUUUUGGUUAAGAGUGUUUGAGAAUGGAUGACCAUUUUUGUUACCUGAGAUGCUCUGAAUACAGUUUUCUUUUUACCAUCAAAAGUUUUUGAAUGCUUAAUGUACUGAGAAAUGGCCUCAAAUUUUGAGUUAAUCCCUUCUCCCAAGUUUCACCAUAUGCUUUCUUUCAGCUUUUUGUGUAAUUAUGUUUUCUAAGAUUAGAAAUCUAUUUACUAAAACAAAACAUUGUUGACA
Messenger RNA from Chenopodium quinoa (quinoa), 1153 nucleotides. Its product is annotated as eukaryotic translation initiation factor 3 subunit K-like. Bases 185 to 901 code for a protein of 238 amino acids. Gene Ontology annotation, cellular component: cytoplasm; eukaryotic translation initiation factor 3 complex. Gene Ontology annotation, biological process: regulation of translational initiation. The transcript has 8 exons. The record is from RefSeq and is a predicted model, not a curated record. Gene Ontology annotation, molecular function: ribosome binding; translation initiation factor activity. NCBI's taxonomy places the organism in Eukaryota, Viridiplantae, Streptophyta, Magnoliopsida, Caryophyllales, Amaranthaceae.